This is a messenger RNA of Aspergillus ochraceoroseus IBT 24754, 1904 nucleotides long. RefSeq lists its product as uncharacterized. The record is from RefSeq and is a predicted model, not a curated record. NCBI's taxonomy places the organism in Eukaryota, Fungi, Ascomycota, Eurotiomycetes, Eurotiales, Aspergillaceae. The coding region runs from base 13 to 1575 and encodes 520 amino acids. The transcript has a single exon.
GCCAUUCUUACUAUGGAGAUGAACGCCAAAGAGCGUCAAGCAGACGUCCAAUCUGAACCAAACACCACAAAUGUGGAGAGCGAAGGUGCCAUUUCGAGGACCAGCGAUCCGCCUUCGAUAACCUUUUUCGACUUUCCGAAAAACGUCCAGAUAAAAAUCCUCAAGUACGCCGGGUUGCUGCGUCCAUGCGUGAUCAACAUUGCAUUCGAGAAAUUCCGCGCUAAGCAUGAUCGUGGCAUUUGCAGUGUAUCCAACCCUCUGUACAUCUCACAGAUGCCAUGGGGGAGAAGCUGGGUUGAUCCUUAUAGCCCAACAUGCGACCAUCCUCGACUACCCCUCGAGGUGUUUCUGGCAUCUCACACUGCACGGCAUGAGCUGGGAGUAUUAUUCUUUGCACAGAACCGCUUCAGCAUUUAUCUCCAUGGCAGAACGGAGUUCAAUCUCUUUCGUGACGCCACCGAAUGGGGUAUGCAACACAUCAGGCAUCUGCAUAUUGACCUAGGUCCCCGAGAAAAUCGCUUUCUCAAGUUAGCUGGUGGAGUCCACCGCACGACCAUGAAGAUGUGGCAGGGCUUCUGUCACAAUGCCAAGGAGAGAAUCUCUGGUCUCAAAAAUUUCAGCUUAAGGUGCAAGGUCAAAGACCUCGAGGUGGCUUCCAGACUAAUGUGCAUGAUGGACCCAUUCCCAGUCCUGACUCAGUGUGCUUUCCACCUCAACCAUUUGCAGGAUGACGAUAUUCGCCCGGUUAUAAAGAGAGCAGCUUGGAGGCUGACUGACAAUCUAGACAACAAGUCCCCAUUUCAAUUCCUGCUGCUUCCCAAGGAGGUACAGCUCUUGAUUCUCGAAAAACUUCUCAUUGGGCUUCCAGAUCCAUACCUACCUGGCUCGGAGCGCUUUGCUGGACUGGUGAGUUUUGUAAACCGCAAAUGCCAAAGAACUGCUGCUACCUUGCCUCUUGCUUGCUGUGGCACCUGCUCCCCUGUACGUACAAUGUGCUUCUGCCACGCUCGCCAGACGGCAUUUUCUACAAGCUGCUCCUGUUUUACCUCUCCUGUCCUCUAUUUUCUCAUCAGCCGGGAGGUUUAUGAGGACUGUCGCCGUGUAUUUUUCUCCAAGAACACAUUUACCUUGGUGGAAGAAGACCCCGACUCAAUCAUGCGCUCUCUCCACUACAUCCCCACGGAAUCUUUCAUGCAGAUUCGUCAUUUAUCAUUCAAGUUCCCCUUGAACUUUCGGGCGCAUAACAAAUCCCCCAGGCUUGAGGAGACCGCUUUUCUCUCUUGGUCCGUUCUGCGUCGCUUCGUCCGUGAACAUUUUGAUCUCCCACGCCUUUCCAUCAGCAUCGUAGAUCUCGGGGUGCAUAACGGGGCCAUUUCAAUCGUCUCGAGCCGAAACAAAUAUAUGCGUAAAAUGCUCAGGGCAUUUGCUGACUUACGAGGUCUUCUCGAUUUCCGAGUGUAUCUCGCAGAUGACGCUGCAUUUGAGAAGGAGUUGGAACGUGCCGUCACGGGACGAGUGAGCAUUGGAAGGUUUCGGCCUUAUAAAUUACCAUCGAUUGGGAACCGGGAAUUAUGAUCCUGCUUUCAUACAAUGCAUCAUAUUAGGCGUUGGUGUUGGUGGUUUUCAACAUAUCGCUACGGCUUCUGUUGCAUCCAUAUUUGUUUCUUUCCACCCUAUGCAAUCUCGGUUCCAUGUCACCACUUACUUACGGUUAUUUCGAGUGCCCAUCUUCCAUAUUACUGAUUGAAUACCUUCCCUCCCCUGCCCUGCCUUGCAUCGCGUUCACGUCUUCGCAGGGAAUUUGCCGGCUCGGCUGGGUGGAAAUAGCGCCUCGAGGCUUUCGGAGAUCUGGAUGAUUUUUCGAAUCUACACUAUGUACGAGUAGUAGUUAAUCACAAUUCAAG